GCUUCCUGGGUAGCUGUGGCCUUCGUGAGUUCCGCGGUGCGGGUACUGCCCGAGGUUGAUGGGGAAGGAGAAGGUCGAGGGUGCCAAGCUCUGCCCCACCCGCCACGGCGUCCCCGGACGUGGCCAAGUCUGAGCCACUCGGGCUCUCAGUCCCGGGGCGGGAAAGCGCCCAGAAGGCGCGCCCUGCGGUGUCUGCGUCUCCCGCCCCCCAAAGCGACGCUCAUGGGGAAAAGCUGGUUUUCUGUUUUUUUUCCUCAGAAGGGAACGAAUUUUCGCUGGAGUAGUUGCGAGCAUCGGCCUCGUAAACCUUGUGAUUUCAGCGCCUUAGGACUCAGGCUGGCCUUGAACUCCCAGUGUACCUGAGGAUGACCCUGUACUCAUGGACUUCCUGUCUCCACCUCCUAAGUGCUGGAAUUCCAGGAGUGCUAAUGGUUGUGUACAGCAGGUAAUGGAGAGUGCCACUGUCUACUGAAACUCACCAGCUGCACUAAAGUGAUGAUAGCCCCAUGAAAGGACUAUCUGUACACACUUCCCUGUUACAGGAUGGCAGCGACUGAUUCGUCCCAUGAUCUUUCAGGGGAUUCAGUUUGCCUUCAAGAAGAAAAAGUAUCAGCAGAAAGGAUGUUGACUAACCGCUUGACAAAUUAUCAGGACUUAGUGAGCUUUAAGGAUGUGACUGUGGACUUUACCCAAGAGGAGUGGACCUCCCUGAACCCAGCCCAGAGAUGCCUCUACAGAGAUGUGAUGCUGGAGAACUACAAGAACCUGGCCACAGUAGGAUAUCAGCUCAUCAAACCCAGUCUGGUCUCUUGGUUGGAACAAGAAGAGUUUAGUACAGGUCAGAAGAUAGUUUUCCCAGAAUGGAAAAUGCAACUUGAAACCAAAUGUUCAACAUUCCAGCAGAAAUUUUUGAAGGGUAACAUAUUCAAUGGGAUGCAAAUGACAGGAAGCCAGAAUGUAAGGGAGCUCUUUAACUGGACAAAAUCUGGAGACUUCAUCAGUGAACUCUCAUCCCUUAAGACAUAUAAGAAAACUCACACUACACAGGAUAAUUAUGAUUGUAGUCAGUAUAGAAAAGACUUUCCAGUGGUUCAGAAGAAAAAGUGUGCUGGUGAGAAACUUUCUGAGUUCAGUCAGAGUGAAGAAACCUGUAUGAUCCCAGUGAAGGUCAAUCAGAAAAUUGCUACACAAGAGAACUCUUUGGAAUGCAGUGACUAUGGAAAGUCUUUUAUUAAUCAGUCACACCUUCAGAUACAUAGAAGAAGAACUCACAAUGGAGACAAACUUUAUGAUUGGAAUGAAUAUGGGAGAAGUUUUGUAAACUCAAGACUUGCUGUUCUUAUAGAAACUCUCAAUGCAAAGAAACCUUACAGAUGUAAGGAAUGUGGGAAGGGCUACAGAUACCCUGCAUAUUUAAAUAUUCACAUGCGAACUCAUACUGGUGAGAAGCCCUAUGAAUGUAAGGAGUGUGGGAAAGCCUUCAAUUAUUCCAAUUCAUUUCAGAUCCAUGGAAGAACUCACACUGGAGAGAAGCCCUAUGUAUGCAAUCAGUGUGGGAAAGCCUUCACUCAGUACUCAGGUCUUAGUAUACAUGUAAGAUCUCACAAUGGUGACAAGCCCUAUGAAUGUAAGGAAUGUGGGAAAGCCUUCCUUACAUCCUCACGACUUAUUCAACAUAUAAGAACUCACACAGGAGAAAAGCCUUUUGUCUGUGUCAAAUGUGGGAAAGCCUUUGCUAUCUCUUCAAAUCUUAAUGGCCAUUUGAAAAUGCAUGCUGAAGAGAAGACAUGUGAGUGCAAAAUUUGUGGGAAAGCAUUUGGUUAUCCUUCAUGUCUUAAUAAUCACAUGAGAACUCACAAUGCCAAAAAAUCAUACACGUGUAAGGAAUGUGGGAAGGCCUUUAACUAUUCCACUCACCUUAAAAUUCACAUGCGAAUCCAUACUGGAGAGAAACCCUAUGAGUGUAAGCAGUGUGGAAAAGCCUUCAGUCAUUCCACUUCCUUUCAGAUCCAUGAAAGAACCCACACUGGAGAGAAGCCCUAUGAAUGUAAGGAGUGUGGGAAAGCCUUCAUCUGUCCCAGUUCCUUCAGAAUUCAUGAAAUAAGUCACACUCACACAGAAGAAAAACCAUAUAAGUGUCAGCAGUGUGGAAAAGCCUACAGUCAUCCUCGUUCACUUCGAAGACAUGAAAGAACUCACUAGUGAAAAGCUUAAUUGAUGUUAGCUGUGUGAGAAAGCAAUUACUUGCUCUAGUUGACUUUGAAGACAUGAUGGUACUCACACUCGGGAGAAACUAUUACAAUUAUAUACAUAGCUUGGAGCAGUGCUGUGUGGUAGAUGCUCAGGAGGCUGAAGGUGGGUGAUAAAUGUAAAGCCAUAUUGGACAGCACAAAUAUUCCAUGUCAAAAAGUUAAAGUGAAUGCUGGCAAGUUGGCUCAGUGGAUAAAAGCACUUGCUGUGAAUGUCUUAAAACUUGAAUAGAUCCACAACCAUGUGAAGUAGACAGAUAUAGUGGCAUGCAUCUGUAUUCUCAGCAAUCCUACAAGACAGGAGACAGAGGCAGGAGAAUCACCUGGAAGCUUGCAGGCCAGCUAUCCUGGAAUGUGCAGCAUGGCAGAAAGAACAAGAGAGACCCUGCCCUGCCUCGACAAGGUAGAAGAAGCAAUGCCUUGAAGUUGCCCACUGACAUCCAUAUAUUUGUCCACUUUCCCAUAUACGCCACAGUAAUAAAAUCUUAAAGGACUGAAAUGAUGGCUGUUGAGAUGGCUCAGCAGAUAAAAGCAUUCUCUAUACAAUACUGACAAUUUGCAUUCUAUCCCUAGGGCCCCACAGUGUAGGAGAGAAUUGACACUUAAAGGUGUCCUGUCUGUGACUUCCAUGUGAAUGCUGUGGCACAAAUGCCCUCUAGCCAGCCCCCAAUAAUAAUACAUUUUUCACAUUAAAAUGAGGGACUGUAGAGAUGGCUCAAACAGUUACAAGCACCUGUUCCUCUCGCAGAGGACAUGGGUUCAGUUCCCAGCACUCACAUGGCAACUCACAACAUCAUAACUCUAGUUGCAGGGGAUCUGAUACCCUCUUCUGGCCUCUGUGAGCACUCAGCACAUCUAGAGUGCACAUGUGCAGGCAAAACACGUACACACAUAAAGCUAAAACAAAGGAAGUUGCAAUGAGUCCAUUAGAGCAGAGUGACUCAUGUCCUCAGAAGGCUAAGGUGCAGCAGGAUGCAUGCAAAGAAACGUGGGAAAUCUUCAAAUGGCUUUCUACAAAUAGAGACAGAUGGCUGCCACAAGUGUUUCUACUAUGGCCUCCACAGGAAACUGCCUGAGUUAUACUGAUCUUGAUUUCCAGCCUCCAAAUUGUAAGAAAUAAAUAACCAUUUUUAAGCUACCUGGGCUGUUACUUAGUUGCAUCAGCUCUAACAAAUAUAGAUAAUAAUCUAUACAAAUAAACCUUUAGACUACCAAACGCUUUAGUUACAUGCAGGUCUGAGUGCAGUGGCCCCGGUUUGUACAGUCCUAAAAUUUGAGAGGUGGGAAUAGGAUUGAGUUUAAGACCUGUGCUAUUCAACUAUUCAGCAAGAUCUUGCCUGCUCCUCCCCCCCUUCCUCUUUCUUUCCACAUUUGUUUUCAAUAUCCAAUCUUUAAACGUCCAAUCAAGGGCUGGGGAUAAAAUGAUGGCUUAGGGGUUAAGAGCACUUGUUAAUCUUUUAGAGGACAUAGUAUUUGGUUCCUAGUGCCCACAUGGUGGCUUACAAUCAUGUCUGUAAUUCCAGGUCCUGCUCAUCUGAUGCUCUUUUCAGGCUCUUGAGGGUGUCAGUCAUGUGUUGCACAUAAGUACAUGUAGGUAAAACACUCAUGCAAUAAAAUAAUAAGUAAAUUGGU
Messenger RNA from Mesocricetus auratus (golden hamster), 3881 nucleotides. RefSeq names its product zinc finger protein 426. Gene Ontology annotation, cellular component: nucleus. The record is from RefSeq and is a predicted model, not a curated record. The transcript is spliced from 8 exons. NCBI's taxonomy places the organism in Eukaryota, Metazoa, Chordata, Mammalia, Rodentia, Cricetidae. Gene Ontology annotation, biological process: regulation of transcription by RNA polymerase II. The coding region runs from base 544 to 2202 and encodes 552 amino acids. Gene Ontology annotation, molecular function: RNA polymerase II cis-regulatory region sequence-specific DNA binding; DNA-binding transcription factor activity, RNA polymerase II-specific.